This is a messenger RNA of Stegodyphus dumicola, 609 nucleotides long. Its product is annotated as prostatic spermine-binding protein-like. The record is from RefSeq and is a predicted model, not a curated record. Lineage: Eukaryota; Metazoa; Arthropoda; Arachnida; Araneae; Eresidae.
AUGGAAGAUUUUCAGAAAAUAACAGAAAAUGAAAUUCAGUUGAAGAACACAGUUAAGGAAAAUGAUGAUGAUGCUGCACAUGACGAUUUAGAAUUGGAUUUGGAUGAUUACCAUGACAAAGAUGAUGCUGAUACCAAUGAUGGAGCUCAUGACGAUGAUGUUGAUGAAGAUGGUGAUGACGCAGACGACGACAUGGAUCAAGAUCAUCAUAUUGAUGAUGACGACAAUCAUAACGCUAAUGGUGCUGAUGAUGAUGAUGGCACUCAUGAAAAUGAUGUUAAUCAUGUUGAUCAAGAUGACGUUGCUGUUGUUGAUGAAGAUGAUGUUGAUGACAACGAAGAUGAUGAUGACAGUCAUGAAGCUAAUGAUGAUGAUGAUGUCGAUAAUGAUCCAAACGUGCAGAAUACUGAAGAAACUGUGAAAAAUAAACUGAAUCAAUUUGAACAAGCAUGUGCUGAUCAAGCAAACGAGAAAACACCUAAAACACCUGCUAAAAGUGCAGAAAUUCCCAAAGAACAGAAAAAUAAUCUAAGGAAACUACUUGUCUCUGACAUUCCAGCGGAUAGUACAAUUUCUAAAAUUGCCGAACUUUUCCAAAAGCAUUCAUAA